AUGCCUUUUACGCUCCUCCCGGAUGGGGUUGAUCGUGACGUCCUAGUCAAAGAAUUUGUCCUGCCGGUCAUUGGUGUUCCUUCCGAUCAAGUCAUAGAUAUUCUCCCGGCCAACCAAUUUCAAAGGGAUUGCAUGAAUAGUACGACAGAGCCCUUCGGAUUACAGUACGCCUAUAUGGACAUCCAACCUCACAUCAGUUGGGAGAAGCUGGUCUCCUCUUGUCGGAAGGCGGUCCAAUCCUUCGAAGGUAUGCGGUCGCAAUUUGUGAAAAACGGCAACGACUACUAUCAAGUAACACUUCGUGAUGCGCCUCUUCUUGUUGAAGAAAUCUCUACUACGGAACAGAUGACCAAGUUUUGCAACGAGUACUGUCUGAACGACCCGCGUAAAGCGGUCAUUGGAGACAUAACGACAAAGCUUACUCUCGUCCACAUUGGAAGGAGUCGCCGGCGUGUGAUCAUGCGUAUCUCCCACGCACAAUACGAUGGGUGGUGCACCGAACAGGUAUUCCGAGCUCUUGAGGCAACUUACAACGAUGAAGAUUUGCUCCCCACGCCUCCGUUCUCGCAAUUGCUCCACCAUCGCAGUUUG
Molecule: messenger RNA, 591 nt
Organism: Dothidotthia symphoricarpi CBS 119687
Lineage: Eukaryota; Fungi; Ascomycota; Dothideomycetes; Pleosporales; Dothidotthiaceae
Exons: 1
Source: RefSeq, a predicted model, not a curated record